Messenger RNA from Sinocyclocheilus rhinocerous, 2490 nucleotides. Its product is annotated as contactin-5-like. The record is from RefSeq and is a predicted model, not a curated record. The coding region runs from base 1 to 1677 and encodes 558 amino acids. Gene Ontology annotation, cellular component: axon; plasma membrane. NCBI's taxonomy places the organism in Eukaryota, Metazoa, Chordata, Actinopteri, Cypriniformes, Cyprinidae. The transcript is spliced from 12 exons. Gene Ontology annotation, molecular function: cell-cell adhesion mediator activity. Gene Ontology annotation, biological process: axon guidance; brain development; cell-cell adhesion.
AUGUUGCUUCGGAAUAACACCCUCCGCAUCAUUAACUCCAGCCGCUCAGAUGAGGGAAGCUACAUGUGCCGUGCGGAAAACCAGUUCGGUUCAGCGGAGUUGACGACCGUGCUUCUGGUGAAAGAGCCCAUGCGGGUGGAGUUGAGCCCCAUUCGGGUGGAGGUGACAGUGGGAGAGAGUGUGGUGCUCAGCUGUAAAGUCACUCAUGACCCCUCACUGGACGUGUCCUUCCUCUGGCUGCUCAACAACCAACCGCUCAACACCCAGCAGGAGGGCGGUCACUUUGAGUACAUUCAAACACAGUCCUCCACAGCAGACCUGAUGAUCAGGAGCAUCCUCCUGAAGCAUGCUGGGAAAUAUGGCUGUCGUGCUCAGACGAGUGCAGACAGUGUGCUUGAAGAAGCUGAGCUGCUGGUUAGAGGCCCUCCUGGACCUCCUGGAGUGGUGAUUGUAGAGGAGAUCACGGAUACCACGGCGACGUUGUCAUGGAGCCACGGAGUUGACAAUCACAGUCCAAUCACCACCUACAAUGUACAGGCACGAAGCCCUGUCUCUCUGGGCUGGCAAACAGUGAAAACCGUGGAGCUCAACCCCUGGGUGGAGUAUGAGUUUCGGGUGGUGGCCACGAACGGCAUAGGAACAGGUGACCCGAGCGCCUCCUCCAGAGCGGUCCGCACUAAGGAAGCAGUUCCGUCAGUAGCCCCUGCCAACGUGAGAGGGGGGAACGGCCGCAGGCAUGAGCUGGUCAUAUCCUGGGAGCCCGUCUCUGAAGAAUUCCAAAAUGGAGAAGGUUUUGGCUACAUUGUGGCGUUCCGAGCCAAUGGCACACGUGGGUGGAAAGAGAAGAUGGUGACCUCGGCAGACUCCACCACCUAUAAAUACAGAGACGAGACCUUCCCCCCUCUCACCCCGUUUGAGGUGCGGGUGGGGGUGUAUAACAACAAAGGAGACGGGCCCUUCAGCGAGGUGGUUACUGUGUUCUCUGCAGAGGGAGAGCCCAGGGAGCCUCCUUCAGAAGUGCAGGCGUUUGCCAUCUCCUCCUCUGAAAUUAAAGUGAUGUGGAAGCCGCUCAAUCCUGGCCCUGGAAGACCCCAAGGAUAUGAGGUGAGCUCCUGGAAGGACAUGGAGCAAGAGGAGAUGGGGAAGAAGAAGAGGACAAAGGGGGAUGAGACGACCAUGCUGCUGACAGGGCUGGAUGGAAACACACAGUAUCUGAUCUCUGUGAAGGGAUUCAACAGCGUCGGUCAAGGACCAGCCAGCUCACCCAUCAAGAUUAGCACUAAGAAAAAUGCCCCAAGUCUACCCCCAGGCAACCUGAUGUGGAUUCAGGAGGGGAACAAUGUUUCUCUAUCCUGGGAUCCAGUGAAAGCAAGGGACAAUGAGUCAGAAGUCAUUGGGUACAAGGUAUUAUUGCGUCAAGAGGGACGGGGCCACAGCCAAGUCAUGAGGACUUCAAACUCAGCCGUGGUCCUGACACUACCUGAGGGGGGCACAUACAUCAUUGAGGUGCGCGCAGUCAGUGAAGGAGGUGAAGGAGCCGCUAGCGCUCAGGUCAGAGUGCUCACCUCCUCAGGAGUGCGUGCGAAGAGUGGACAGCUCUCUGUCCAGAAUCUGCCUCCAGGCUUGGCAUGGACUGCUCUUUUCCUGUCAUUAAUGGUGCCUUCUUUUCCCUUGUGAGGCUACUGGGUCAUGUACUGUUCCUUUAAACCUUCCCUCUGCCUUCCUUCUGAAGACCACUCCAAGCCAUCCCUGUAUGAAAGGGAUGGGCUCUCCCUCCUCCACACAGACUGCCUGCUUGGCCUGUACCAUCAGCAGGACCUAAGGGUCAGCCACAGGGAAGCGCUUCUUUUCCAAGCAUCAAGAAAUGCCUCCAAAAUCCAGACAACUCCAUUGUUUUUCUUUUCUGGUCAUAUUUGUUUCCAGAUUUCUGUUUGGGAUAUCAUUGUAGUAUUGUGCUGUACAAAGUGUGGAGACAGUUGUUUAAAAUCUCCACAAAGCUGUAAGAGACGUUUUUUUAGGGACUGCCUUCCGGAACAGCUCUCCAAGCUGCUGAGGCCGCCCACUGCUCUGUACCGCUGUGGCUUCCCUUGUUACAUUACUGCAUCCAUUUGACCCUUUGGCUGCCUGACAAGCAAACACAGAGUAAGCUCAGUAGAAAUAAGUGCAUUGUUUUCUUAUUCACAAGUGGAGAGUGUGGAGACAACAAAGAAAAAAAAAACAUUUUUAUAGUGCUGAAAAUCUUACUAUUUCCAGACUUGCUUUUUGUACAUUGUAUUACCUUUAGAGAAACAAAAAAAUGUGGAGCAGUAGUGUGUUUUGGUCGGCUGCGUCUAAGUUUUGGAACUUCAGUUUUAAUUUUUGUUAUGUUCAGUGGGUAUUGAGAACUAGCAAGGUUGCUGGGCAACAGGGGGACUGAUGGACGAACCAGAGAUAAAGGGUUUGGACUCCACUUGUCGUGCCCAAACAUUUCUGUAGACAAAGACCAAGGCU